AUGUUCAACUUCAACUUUAACUACCAGGAUGCAGACCGUACCUUCAAUGCUACCUACAAAUGCUACUCAGUCUCAAUGCUGCCUGAUGAGCGUUUGGAUCUGGAAAAGGGCGGCAAGAUCAUCAUGCCGCCCUCUGCGCUGCACACCCUCACUCGACUAAACACCACCUAUCCGAUGCUAUUCAAGCUGACCAACACCGACAAGAAACGUAGCACGCACUGCGGUGUGCUGGAGUUCAUUGCCGAGGAGGGCAAGGUGUACCUCCCCUACUGGAUGAUGCGAAAUCUGCUUCUGGACGAGGGCAUGAUGAUCCAGGUGCAGAGCGCUUCAGUGCCCGUCGCCACCUACUCCAAGUUUCAACCGCAAAGUGUGGACUUUCUCGACAUUUCAAAUCCCAAGGCGGUUCUCGAGAAUGGCCUUCGCAACUUUGCCUGUCUCACCACGGGCGACGUCAUUGCCAUCAACUACAAUAGCAAAGUCUACGAGCUGUGCGUGCUCGAAACGCGACCUGGAAAUGCCGUCAGCAUCAUCGAGUGCGACAUGAACGUCGACUUUGAAGCUCCCGUCGGCUACAAGGAGCCGGAGCGUAAACCGAAAAACGACCCCGAAAAUGCUGAAAACGCCGCCGAAGACGCGCACCUAAUGAAGGACUCCUCAAAUGCCUUCAGUGCUUUCAGCGGGCAGGGUAAUCGCUUGGACGGAAAAGCGCCUAAGCUUGAUGCGGACAGUGCAUCUAGGCCAUUGGCGCGCGAGUAUCGUCGUGGCAUUCCCGACUACGACUACAAAAUAGGGACCAUCAAGUUUUGGCGGGUUUUUCGACCAGUUCAACCUAAGGUGGCUGAAAAGGAGGACUACUUUAAAGCCUUUCAAGGACAAGGUCAGACGUUGGUUCCAAAGAAGAAGUAA
This is a messenger RNA of Rhagoletis zephyria (snowberry fruit fly), 906 nucleotides long. The record is from RefSeq and is a predicted model, not a curated record. NCBI's taxonomy places the organism in Eukaryota, Metazoa, Arthropoda, Insecta, Diptera, Tephritidae.